This is a messenger RNA of Spodoptera littoralis (African cotton leafworm), 814 nucleotides long. The record is from the annotation of a GenBank genome assembly. Lineage: Eukaryota; Metazoa; Arthropoda; Insecta; Lepidoptera; Noctuidae.
AAUUGAAGCUAUUUGCUCAUUUCAAAGUGUAGAUUCCUAUGUAGAAGAACGAGCAAGAAACUCCAUAGGUUACUCUUUUUCAAUCAGCAUCCAAUUUAGUCCAGCAAUUUUACCAAACACAGACCUUUACCAAUCACCUAAAUAAAUCAACAUGGAUGCCGCAGAAAAAGUGAUUUUAAAAGCCCUAGAUUGUCAGAAAGGGACAAAAAGUGUGAUAGAUCGAGGUGACUCCACGGUCCAGCAGUUCUAUAAAGACAGCACUGUGUUCCUGACUGGAGCCUCAGGGUUCCUGGGCAAGCAGCUUGUCGAGAAACUCUUCAGGUCAUUCGUCUACAUGUCGACAGCAUACUCCCACGCUACCUACAGCAGGGGAGGGACAGAGAUCAUGGAGGAGUUCUACACUAGUCCCAUGUCACCUGAGCUGAUGAUUGAGCUGGCUGAGUCCUUGGAGGAGGAGCGGUUGAACCGGAUUAAAGAUGAACCGGCUGUUGUCCAGGACAUCAGAAUAGACUUCGUACCAGUGGACUACGUGAACAACACCGCAAUCGUAGCUGCGGCAGCUUCUAACAGAACCACCAAGAUCUAUCACGUCGCUACCAGCAAGAGGAAUCAUUUGACUUGGGGUGGUCUGACCAAUAUACUCAACAAUGUGGCUCGAAGGACUAUAGUAUCUCCGCACGCCAUAUGGUACUGCUUUGUGGUCCAAUCUCCUUUCUUGUGGCUGCACCAGCUCGUCAGCUUCCUCCUUCACACCAUACCUGCUAAUUUGGCUGAUGGUGCUUGUGUGAUCUUGAAGAAACCGCCCAGUGGUUGA